Molecule: messenger RNA, 510 nt
Organism: Fusarium musae
Lineage: Eukaryota; Fungi; Ascomycota; Sordariomycetes; Hypocreales; Nectriaceae
Exons: 2
Coding region: 1-510 (169 amino acids)
Cellular component (GO): mitochondrion
Molecular function (GO): structural constituent of ribosome
Source: RefSeq, a predicted model, not a curated record
AUGGACUUUGCAACGAGCUUCAAGAACGGUCAUAUGGGCGCCAAAAAGUUCUGGCGUGAGAACCUCCCCCGACUAAAAUACCAUAAUCCCUCAGUUCCUAUGAUUGUCAAUCGUCACAGCCGGAACAACAAGAAGCCUACAAUCUCUAUCUAUCUCCGCAAACCCGACGCUUCAACUCCCGCACCCGCUACUCGUUCCCAGCCCUCCUCAUCACGCAAUAACAUGUCCAAGGCCACACCGCCGGAUGCUGACGAGAAGAUCGUCACCGUCGAUAUGACUGAGAAACAUUCUUCUCACAUUCUUGAAUACGUACUUGCCGAGACCCGUGCUGUCCCCAUCAAACCCACCAAGGAGGAGAUUCGCGAAUUGCAGGAGUUGGACGCCAUGGCCAGACAAGCCGAGGUCGACCGAGCCCGUAUGAGGAGCCUACGUGAGGAGAAGAAGCGUGAGGAGGAUAUGCUGAAGCGAGCCCGGGCUGCUGGCGGUGUUGCUGAGGAAGAGGAUUCGUAA